AUGUCUGAGAGACGCGAGGGAGAAUCUCACCCCACCGAGGAGCGCCCCGCGCAGCGCCGAAGGGUGGAAGGAGCACCGCAUCAGCCAAGGUGGACGCUGGUGAGCUCUAUCAAGGAUGUUCUUAAUGUGCCGGUUAGUCGUAUACGUAACAUCAACCUGAAUGACUUUCUUCGCAGUACAUUGUGCGACAGGGGAGUUGUGCCAAUUAACGAGAAUGUCUCCAUUGAGAAUUUUGUUGCGCAACCCCGGGCAUUCAUCGACGACGAAGAUGUUUUGGGCUUAAUACUGGCAUCGCCGUCUUACACAGCCAUAAGGGAAGAAAUAGAAGAUGCACGCAGGCUCCGUGAAGAUGCACGCAUGCUUACGGAGCGCGGGUUGGCCACGCUGCGAGACUGGAAGGAGUUUGCAUAUAAGAGUAUUGUCUCUCCUAUUACACGGGUAAAACUCCAAUCAGCUCUUGCCGGGGCGGGGGAGGAAGCAAGGCGGGCGGCUGCAGCAAGGGCUGCACCUGUGGUUUUGGAUGAGAGGGCCUACCGGUCGGUGUUGAAUGCAACGUGGGACUUACGUGGAGUCGGGCCACUUUGCGGAGCCGCUUGGGAUGAGGUUGGCGGACGCCGCUUCCAGCAGGCCUCAGAUAUUGUGGAGUGA
Molecule: messenger RNA, 648 nt
Organism: Trypanosoma rangeli
Lineage: Eukaryota; Euglenozoa; Kinetoplastea; Trypanosomatida; Trypanosomatidae
Product: putative retrotransposon hot spot (RHS) protein
Exons: 1
Coding region: 1-648 (215 amino acids)
Source: RefSeq, a predicted model, not a curated record